CCAGUCAGCAACUUUUUUUUUUUUAUUAAUCUGUCAUGGUUCUCUUUGAAUGUUCAGGUCUGCUGCAGAUGAUGCCAACCCAGCAGGUGCUCCUGGAGCCCCAGGUGGCCCUGGAGGAGCCGGUCCUCCUGCUCCCCCUCCAAACACCACCAGCAACCGCCGACUGCAGCAGACACAAGCACAAGUGGAGGAGGUGGUGGAUAUCAUGCGUGUGAAUGUGGAUAAGGUUCUGGAGAGAGACCAGAAGCUCUCUGAGCUGGACGACAGGGCAGAUGCUCUACAGGCCGGGGCGUCACAGUUCGAAAGCUGUGCUGCCAAACUGAAGAACAAAUACUGGUGGAAGAAUUGCAAGAUGAUGAUUAUUAUGGGUGUCAUUGGAGUCAUCUUCAUCGGAAUCAUUUUCUUGUAUUUCUUCUCUUGAGCCGAUCCACCUGCAGCGAAUGAGAAAACGAAUGAGUGAAUGAAGAAAACACAAUCGUGAGCUCCGCCCAUUUUCCACAUCCUUCUCGCUUCAAUCUCGAUGUCUCUCCGUUUAGUCAGUUUU
Sinocyclocheilus rhinocerous is the source of this 544-nucleotide messenger RNA. RefSeq names its product vesicle-associated membrane protein 2-like. NCBI's taxonomy places the organism in Eukaryota, Metazoa, Chordata, Actinopteri, Cypriniformes, Cyprinidae. The record is from RefSeq and is a predicted model, not a curated record. The transcript is spliced from 4 exons. The coding region runs from base 50 to 421 and encodes 123 amino acids. Gene Ontology annotation, biological process: vesicle-mediated transport. Gene Ontology annotation, cellular component: membrane.